GCAGCGAAGUCUUCUGUCAAAAGUUUGUUUACAGCGUCGUCCUGUACUGAGUUUUGCAACGGUGGUGAGUGGAAAAAUUCUCGAUGGAUCAGUUCGAGGGAAUAGGUGGAAUGGCAUCGUCAGACGUAUUGCAUUUGCGCAAUAUGGCAUCAACAGCAGAUUUGCGAGAAACCUUGAGUAAAAUCAAAACUUUGGAUAAGGAAAAUGUUGAGCAUUUAAUUUCGAGUAUACAACAGAUAGUUAUGGGAGCACGCACAACUAGCGAAGAUGCUAUCGCCAACUCUGACAUGCUGUUUCGGACAUAUUACAAAGCGCUGGACACAAUCGGGGGAACUGAUGAUGUAGCCCUGCCUAGUUUUGAUUCUUAUCCAGCUGAAACGAAAGCGGAUAUUUUCUAUGGAGUGCUGCUCGCAGACUAUCACAAAAAAGUGGCGUCUAAGCAAUUAGAACAGUUAUGCCAACAAAUAGUGGAUUCGCUCGGAAAUUCGUCCGCACCAAUUUUGCUCACUUCUGUGAGGAGCGUGAAUCUUUUCUAUAACCGAUACCCCAACGCCAAACUGGAAUUCACCCUGACGAAGUUCUACUCGUGUCUCCAGUCGCAGUCGCCAGCCGUACGCGACGAAUGCAUUAUUUUCUUCAGGAAUUGGCUUAAAAACGGAAGCGAAACUGAGGACAUAUUCUUGACCAUUGCGAAGCACUGGCCCUGGACCAACAAGUACAAAUACAUCCUUUUGUCGGUCAUUCUUACUGACAACAAACUCGUAACUCUGCUCCCCACAGAGCAAGAGGUGUGUGAAUUUCUUCAAGGGUCCCGGCUUUCCCUGAAACACAAGAAUCUGUUUUCAGUCGGACAAUUAGUGGUCAAAGCUCUGAGUAAGCAGAACUGCAACGAGUUCAAUGAACUUCUCAUCGGCAUUUUAAAAACUGGUUCUCAUGCUGAACUAAUUUCUUUAAACUCCCAAUGGAUGCAUUACGUGCUUAACAAAGACGAUUUGUUUACGCAAAUUGGUUUAGACCAGGAGCUUGAAAACAUUCUGAAGUUAGACUACGUAGAUGGCGAUCACACGCGUCUAGUUCUGCUUUGCACAAUAUUCGAGCGGCAGUUCUACAAACACCCGCAGGUUGACGGUAUCUGCGAAUACUUGCAAGACAAUUAUGCGAAAUUCAAUCUCGACGCGCAGCUCUACGUAUACAAGUUUAUUGUAGGCCUUUUGAUAGCAACCAAUAGGAAUGUGCAUGAACGGCUACAAUUUAUCAUUGUCUUUAUUGAGAAGCACGUAUUCGUGCCGUGUUCAGACUUCAGAAACACAGUUCUCGGGAAACUCCCUCUGGUUCUCGAUUUUCUAUCCAAAAAAAUCAAAACUUUAGACCAGGCCAUAGUAAUCGAUUUUUUUACUCACUUGAAAAGGAUUUUCCAUACCGGCAUUACUCACAGCGAGUAUCAACCGUUGAUUUUCAACUUGAAAAUGUUCGAAAUUCUUUUGAAAUGUUUCGAGUCGACGACACAUAAAAGUCUUAUGAAAAACUCAAGUGUAAACUUGCAUAAAACACUUGCGAGAGUGUUAACUGAAGGAAAUGUGUGGACAUUCCAGGAUGAAUAUGAAACCAUAUUUGCCUUGCUUUCAUCUGCUGGGGAUUUCGAUGAUGUCCGUGAAUUGAUUGUGAGAAUCUUAAAGCAGUUGGUACUGGCCAAUCGCGAUGAAGAGUUCAAGCUGUGGAAAAAAUUUGUGGGAGAUCCUGAAAUUGAUAAAUGCGCCUUAAGCGCUUACUACGCCAGGUUGUACAUACAUCGCAGCUGCUCGAAUAGAGAGGCUGGUGAACAGUUUCUUGAAUUUUCACUUGACCGGAUAAAAUCGAAUAUUGCCGAGCUAGAAGCGGAUCCUUUGAACGCCUGUAAAACAGGUCUUCAUAUUUUCGGUUAUUUUCAAGCGUUGAAUGAGCUAUUCAAGAAUCAAACUUCGGCAGGACACAUUACCAGUGCUUUGCUAAAAAUCGCUGUAGGUUCCGCUGAGAGCGCAGUGAAUUUUGUGUUGAGGCGGCUAAAUCUGGCUGGAAAUGAGGAAGGAAAUGCCAGCUUUCAAACCAUGGAGGAAAGUUUGGAGAUGUUGGUGUCGGACUCGCAGUGGCCUUCGGAAGUACACUCAACUGAUCGCAAGUUUUUAUUGUUGUCUUUUUGGUUAACUCUGAAGGCAUGCUGCGAGUUAGCAACAUCUAUUGGUUUAUUGCUCACUGACAAUUCGGAAGAAAACGAUGAAGCCAGAGAACUUUUGAAAAAAUGCUUGCAUAUCCAGGCGACAAUUUUACAUGGAUGCCGUCAUAAAGGAGCGAUAGAAGCAGCAGGAGUUUCACUAGGACUUUUGGUAAAAGGGAUGUCACGAUCGCACGCUUCACAUACGCAGACAUAUAAAAUCCUCUACGACUGUUUUGAUGUUUUGUUUGGUAGUGUCAACAAAACAAGUACAACCAGGCGCGGUGCCGGUCUAUCUAUCAUGUUUCAUCAUUUUAUUAAAAAUGAUGCCCAUAAAAGUCGGCCACUUUUUCAAUAUGCCAUCAAAAUUCUUCUGGAACAUGUGAAAAAGUCCAGAAGUCCCGCUCAUCUUGUGAACGCCACGAAUGAUUGCCAUGAUAAUUUUGAUGCUUUGGUUUUGCAUUAUUUGUGUGUUUUAGUUCGGGAUUCUGAUCUCAAGGAUAGUAUAUCGGAGUAUUAUGACGAGAUUAUGAUGGCUUCAAUUGUUCGUAUAAACGACAAAGAAUGGAGCGUAAGAAAUGGCGCAUUGCAAUUGUUCGGUGCAUUGGUCCCAAAAAUUGUCGGUCAAAAACAAGCAGUCACUGGAGAUGAGGAACCUCCAUCGUGGGACCCAUCAGAAAUUACGUUUACUGAGUUCUGCAUAAAACUCCCAAAAACAAAUGCGUACAUUUUAGCAUAUUGUAAAGAGUCUAGAGUUGCUCGGAAGUCGACUUCUUCAAUCAUACUCUUUCUAGAAUUUUUAUCGAAUAUUGAUUUUAUAAAAAAGGAAGAACGGGACAAUUACUUUGGUCUAUUGCUUGAAUAUAGGGAAAUACUUUGGUGUUUUUUGUCACACUAUUGUGAAAAAGUGAGAAAACUAUCAUCGAAAUGCUUAGCAAGAUUUCAUGACUUUCAUAACGAAUUGCCUGAUUUAGUACUGAGUGCAAUAAAAGUAAUUUUUGCAGUUACAGAUGAGAAUUUUGUACAUGGUUUAAUCUUCUUCUUUAUCCAUGCUAUUCAUAAGCUCAACUUGGAAACGCAAUUUAUUCUAAGUUAUCAAUAUAAUGAUUUCCCUAAACUAUUUCGAGAGGAGCUCGAACGCCAACAACAGCUGAAAAUAUUUAGUCCUUAUGUGAAAACAUAUUUGCUAGUGCUAUUCGAAAUGGUCAAAUUUGAUUUAAGUGAAGAUUGUGUGCGAGAAAUGCUUGCCAUUAGCUUUCGUUACAUACACAAAGCCUCAAGUACAAACUUUGGGUUACCAGUUUUGAAAGAAAAAAUGGAUAAAAUAAAGAAAUGUUCCAAGGUAGAAUAAGCAUAGUAAUUAGGUUAAAAGAGUCUAGUCAUACUUUUUAAGACAAAUACUUUUUAAAAAUAGAUUUUACUUGGCCAAAUUUUUACGGAGAGUGUUUCAAUAUUAUUCUAGUUGCAAAAGCAGAGUAGAGUGAUCACGGAAGGCUUGAAGGCAUGACAAAAAAAAAAAAACAAAAUGCGAAUCCAGCAUGUAGAAUGAUAAAUCUGGUAUUUAAAAACAAACGAAAAUUACAUUAAAGUAGAAUAUAUCUGUUUUAAAGAACGGAAAUACGUAGUUGUCUUCAAGUGUCAAUAUUUUUCACUUUCAAAGGUCUUUUAUCAUUUAAAGCGAUCUUUUAGGCGCGAAGGAGAUAUAGAUAUAAAAAAGAAGAAUAUACAGCAUCAUUUCAGUACAAGAUUGUCCCUAUGUAAGGCAAACAGACUCUCGAUUUGAAAUAAAGGAGUAUCUCAGAAAGUACAAUCAAUUACAUAAAAGUAAUUAAAUUGAAAUUUUGAAAUUCUGAUAAGCAGUCUAAUUUCCUUUUACAGAACUUAGAUUUUAGGCUUUUAAACUUUUAAAUUCAAUGAGAAAUCUUUUUCUUGUAAGAGUUUUGUUAGUAAAGUAUAUAGCAUUGUGAGAAAAAAAAAAUCUUUUGUAUGAAUUUAAUUUCUGUUUGAAGAAAAUAAUUGGAUUUACGCUACCCAAUUUCUGAAUACAAUUUGCAAUGAUUAAAUUGGUUUUAAGGUUUUGUGUAAAAUAAAACCUUAUUAAAAUCGGUAACCGCAGUCAAUAGAGGACCUGGAGAUGAAGUAUCAACAAAUGAUCUUCACAACCGCCUGAAGAACGUUAUCAUUGA
This is a messenger RNA of Hermetia illucens (black soldier fly), 4374 nucleotides long. RefSeq lists its product as uncharacterized. The record is from RefSeq and is a predicted model, not a curated record. The transcript has 5 exons. Gene Ontology annotation, biological process: tRNA methylation. The coding region runs from base 84 to 3539 and encodes 1151 amino acids. Gene Ontology annotation, cellular component: cytosol. NCBI's taxonomy places the organism in Eukaryota, Metazoa, Arthropoda, Insecta, Diptera, Stratiomyidae.